UAAGAAUCCCCUGAGGAGAUGACUGCGCCAUCUUAGACAAUUCUUCAGAAGUAUAGAAGACAGUGUCCCUGUAUCAACAGUGGAGAGUUCGCUUUUUAAAAGUUUUGCGGAAAUCUUGAUAUUGUCGUGCGAUGUCGUCUCCAUUUGUCUUGACGUUGUUGUGUUCUAUCGUGGCCGUGGCUCUUCUUUGUCCUGUAGACGCCGGGUCAGAUACUCGCGAAGAGCAGUGGGCCGAUGACAUGUCUUUCUCUGAUGACGACUCUGCGUUCCGGACUGCAGAUGAACUGGAGAUGCUGAACAACAAGCUGCGCAGUCUACGGGAACUGCUUGAGUUAGAAACUCGCGGUGUUCAACCGGAAAUUGAGAAGUUACUGUCUGGUUUUAAAGGUGUCAAACUGACAGGAAACGGUGACAUCCCUACCAAGCCGUUCCUAGAUGCCUGCCGUCGCAUGGUACCUUUCUACGAUCUUCUCGGAGAAACGGCUUUUGCACCUGUAAAAUCGGACAUAAACGGAAACAUCCUCAAGCUGACUAAGAAAUACUCCACCGACCCGGACCGCUACUCCACUUUACAAGACAUCGUCAAACAGGAAAUGGCUGAGAAAACUACAAAGGCUAAAGACUCGGCCACUGACGCCCUCUUGUGGUUGAGAAGGGCUCUGGAGUUCCAUCAACAUUUUUUGGCAGGGAUCGCAGAAGGUGAGACUGACUUGGUUAAAGUUGCAAAAGCUGCGUAUGAAGGAUCAUUGAAGAAAUACCACGGUUGGAUGGUGCAAGGCAUCUUUUCUCUUGCGAUGAAAGCGGUUCCAUACUACGACGAUUUCGUGAGGACAUUUGCGUCAGGAAAUAAAGAUGCGAUGAUUCGGAAUGCAAAAAUAUACUCGGAUACACUCGGAAUACUGAUCAAAACUCUGCAAGAUUUUUAUACGACUUACAAUCUAGAUUCAAAAAAGAAAGUCUAGAGAGAUGGCAGUACUUUAGGCCAUACUGACUUCAUUAUUUGGAUAAAAUCCUCUGGGAAUUCCCAAAAUUGAUGCGAACGUACGAGUAAAAAUAGGUCCCCCCACCCGAAAAAUUGUCUUCACUACGAAUAGAAGCUAUGGUUGAACAAUGACAUAACACACAGAAAUGGUAUGCCGAAAAAUAGAUUUUUCAUUUUCAUUUUUUCGCAUCUUUCUUCUUUGACCUUGAAAUUGACAGUGAAAUUCUAUGACGUUAGAAUACGUUUUACGAUAUUUUUUUCAAUCCACGGCCGGCUGCUUUUGCAGCUACUUUGCAUGAUUUAUACUUUGGUAGGAAAAGUUUUUUCUUUUCUUUGGAAAAGAUUGGAAAUAAUGCACGCCCAGGUGUCAUCCAUAUAAUCAAAUCAACAAUUUUGUAUUGGGGGAAAUUGUGCAUAUGUAACUUUUAUGUGGGACAAAAGCACUUAUUGUUGUUCAAAAUUACUGAGUUUUAUGGUGAUGAAUAGUACUAAGACGGUUAAAUGAGGUAUAAGAAGGGAAUAUUUUUUUUUUAUUUUGACAGUAUACGUAGAGGUGCAUUAACAUUUACGAGAGCAUUCAAUACUCUGAAAAUGUAGGGAAAGUGUACGCUUGUAGGCACUGAUAUUUAGCAAGCAAUAUUACGUUUUAAACAUGUAAGUAUUUAGCAUGUCAUUAAUAUGGUAGGUGAAAGCUUCCAUAUUGGAAGCUCAGGUGUGUUAAUGUAGUUAAAACAUUUCUUACAAGACAUAAAACAUUGCGCAAGAUCACGUGACAAAACUGACAUAUGUCGUCACCAGCCAUGUUGCUUUACUGACAUUACCUGGCUAAUCUGUCUAGUUGCCACGGUUAUGUUUGGUUGAAAGCGUUUCAAGUUCAAGUCAAAGUAUAAUAUCCCUUUACUAUCCUAGUCCUGGUAUUUGUUUCUCUAGCUAGACUUAUGUCUAAGAUAACGGUUAUUCAUAUGUGCAGCAAAUUUUAAAGCUCACGCGCAAGACUAUGUAGAAAACUGCACGCCAUGUAAAGGCACCGUUCACACUGUGUAUGUAAAUUCAUAUGAGUUCUGUGAUGACAUUUCAUGCUGUGGAGAAGAAGGUAUUUUACUUUGAUCCACCGUUCUGAAGACUUGUUAUCUAAUAUUAAUCUACAAGCUUCCUCUUGGACCUGAAACUUUACCUGAGGCAAGAUAGUAUAAAACCCAAACGGAGUUUAAUGUACGCAGAACGUAACUUUCCAGACGUGGCGGCCAUCUUGGAUUUUCCUGGGUCAAUGCACCAAAACGAGGCCUAGAACGGACCAUAAGAUCAUUUCAGGCGAUAUCAUCUGUUAUUGUUCCCUUAUAGAUUGCCAAAAGGCUACAUAUUGUAUCUCAUACCAUUGCCACGCCAUUCAAUUAAAAUAAAUUUGGAGAUGGGAUAACA
This is a messenger RNA of Branchiostoma floridae (Florida lancelet), 2401 nucleotides long. RefSeq names its product glycolipid transfer protein-like. The coding region runs from base 132 to 962 and encodes 276 amino acids. The record is from RefSeq and is a predicted model, not a curated record. Gene Ontology annotation, molecular function: ceramide 1-phosphate transfer activity; ceramide 1-phosphate binding. NCBI's taxonomy places the organism in Eukaryota, Metazoa, Chordata, Leptocardii, Amphioxiformes, Branchiostomatidae. Gene Ontology annotation, biological process: intermembrane lipid transfer; ceramide transport. The transcript has 3 exons. Gene Ontology annotation, cellular component: cytoplasm; membrane; cytosol.